Molecule: messenger RNA, 1322 nt
Organism: Nasonia vitripennis (jewel wasp)
Lineage: Eukaryota; Metazoa; Arthropoda; Insecta; Hymenoptera; Pteromalidae
Gene: Or162
Product: odorant receptor 162
Exons: 8
Coding region: 72-1178 (368 amino acids)
Biological process (GO): detection of chemical stimulus involved in sensory perception of smell; sensory perception of smell
Cellular component (GO): plasma membrane
Molecular function (GO): odorant binding; olfactory receptor activity
Source: RefSeq, a predicted model, not a curated record
CUUAUUUUAACACGUUAUAGCGUUUAAUACUAUUAUUUGAAAAUCAUAAAAAAUAAUUUUAUACACAAAAAAUGUUCGACUCUAAAAUAAAUACUCAAGAUGAUUUUAACUUAGACAUAUUUGAAACUACGGAUUAUAAAUUAUACAAAGAUGGUAUGAAGUUAAUAGGUUUGUGGCCUUUUGAAAGUUCGACGAAAAAAACCCUAAAAAGAGCUUUUGUAUUAAUCAGCAUGAUUUCAGUAUUAAUAUCCAUAUUCCGAGUAUUAUUUAUUCAAAUAGCGAAACAGUGGGCUAGUAUUACUGAUGAAACAGAGUGUAAAAUACUCGCUGAUAAUGUCAAACUCUGCCAUCCAUUAUGUACUUUUUAUCGAGUUAUGGCUGUUUUUGCUCUUUCAUCUUAUGCAUGUUUGCCAAGCUUUGGGCCAGUUAUUAUGAACAUCUUAUUACCACUGAACGAGACUCGUCAAAAGCGUAUACCUGCUCCUGCUGAAUACUUCGUAGACGAGGAAAAAUAUUUUUAUAUAUUAUUCUCACAUGGCAUGAUACUGUACAUGUUAGUUUGUGUGCUUUACGUAACUAUUGACAGUAUGUAUUCAUGUAUUGUGCAUCACACUGUGGGACUUGUCGGAAUUGUAACAUACCGCCUGCAAAAUAUAAUUGAUCUUGACAUUACAUCAUCUCCAAAAAAUCAUACAAACAACUUAGAAAUUAGAAGACGAUUAAGAAGAGCCAUUACGUUACAUAAAGAAUCCAUAGAGUUUGCUGAAAAUAUAGAAGCCACGUACAGUUUAUGUUUUAUAAUUGUCAUGUUCGUGAACUUAUUUUCUAUGGUUUUUACUGCAGCCUGUGGUAUCAGAACUCUGCAUUACGAUAAGGUCGAGUCAUUUCGGUGGUUAAUGUUAUACGGAAGUAUAAUCUUUCAUCUAUUUUUCAAUAGUAAUCCAGGGCAAAACUUAUUCGAUAAAACUAGUGAAAUUAUAAAUACUUUGUACUUUACUGCAUGGUAUGAUUCAGGCAUUUCGACAAGCAAUAAAAGGAUUAUUCAAAUUAUGAUGAUAAGAUGCUUACGGCCUUGUCAACUGACUGCCGGCGGUUUACUGGUAUUGAAUAUGUUUAAUUUCGGAGCGAUUGUAAAAACUUCAUUUUCCUACAUAACAAUGCUGCUUUCUGUAGGCUAAUUUGAAAGGCAGACAAGCUAAGAUAAGGGCAGUCUUACUUUAAUGUUGGCAGUAUUUUGAGUUAGAAGGUACUCCGAAACUAAUUGCUAAAUUUGUUAAAUGUAUAUUUUUUCACAAAAAUAAAAACUAACUUGAAAAGUAUAA